CUUGAAAAACAAUGUAUAUAUUGUGUGGAUUUCUUUUAUCCUGCUCACCUUCUCUGUAAAUACCUUUUUUCUUCUUUUGCUUCAAUAGGGGGGAUCUCUUUUCUCUGAAUUCUCUGUGAGAUUGUCGAAACCCGGCGAGGUUGGGGUUUCGAUCGCUGCUCGUUGCUUGCUGCUUCUUUAUAAUCGAAUCGAAUUAUUCAUUUUGAUUGCAUCUUUAGGGUUUCAAAAUUCUGAAUAUAAGCGUUGGAGAUCAGGCCCUAUCAAUCUGGUUGGAUGACACUGCGACUACAAUUGCACUAUGGCUUCAAGUAUGUUGACUGGAGACCGAAGGUGGGGUUCUGCACGAAGAGGGGGCAUGACUGUUUUGGGGAAAGUUACUGUCCCAAAGCCUGUUAAUCUACCCAGUCAAAGGUUGGAGAACCAUGGUCUUGACCCAAAUGUCGAAAUAGUUCCAAAGGGCACACUAAGCUGGGGCAACUGUUCUUCUUCUUCUGCACCAAAUACAUUGGGUUCUUUGGCAUUGUCACCUCGUAGUUCUGAUGGAGUUGCUGGUUCACCAAGUUGGUUUAAUGGUCGCCCUUCAUCUGGUGGAAAUAGCACUCGGCCAUCUACAGCUGGUAGUGAUAGAUCACAUGAACCUGCGCCUAAUGCUUGGGGUCCAAAUUCUAGACCAUCGUCAUCAUCUGGGGCAUUGGCAUCAAAUCAGACAUCGAUGGCGACAACGCGUCCUCGUAGUGCUGAAACAAGACCUGGUAGCGGUCAGCUAUCUCGGUUUGCUGAGCCCAGUUCUGAAAAUUCUGUUGCAUGGGGUGCAAUGGGGACUGCAGAAAAAUUGGGGGCUGCAUCCUCCAAGGUUAACAGGUUCACUCUGAGCUCUGGUGAUUUUCCAACUCUUGGUUCUGAAAAGAACAGCGAGUGUCCUGGACAAAAAGGUCACGGUUCGCAGGGGCGCCCUGUCUCUCCCGGUUCUGGUAGAGUUUCAACCCUGAAAGAGAGUUCGGAAACUUCUGCUGACCAUGAGCCAGUUGAUGUCAAUGCAGAGGGGGAAACUGCAAAUACUUGGACGGGUGAUAAGUCCUUAUUUGUUGGAGAUGGGGCCCCACCUAGCAUAGAGAAGUGGCAGAGGGAACCUCAAUCAUUUCCUAAUACUACUAUGCCACAUCAGCAUCUUGACCCUUGGCAUGGUACACCUGUACGACACUCUUCUGAGGGAGUCUGGUAUAGAGGACCUCCAGGUGGUCCACCAUAUGGAACUCCUGGUCCUCCUGGUAGCUAUCCCCUUGAACCAUUUAAUUAUUAUCAUCCACAAGUUGCACCUAGACAUUUAGCCAAUUCACAGCCGGUUCCACGACCUGGAGCUGGCCCAAGCAAUUAUCAUGCAAAAAAUGGAGACUCAUACCGGCCCCAAAUUCCUGAAUCUUACAUGCGUCCUAUGAUGCCUAUGAGGCCUGGUGUUUACCCCGGAACGGUGCCUUACGAGGGCUAUUAUGGUCCCCCACUCAUGGCUAUGUGCAAUCCCAGUGAUCGAGAUGCUCCUGUCUUGGGAAUGGCAGCUGGUCCUUGUGUUUAUAACAGAUUCCCAAACCAGAACCUCCAUCAGGACUCAGGUAAUUUCCAUGCCAGGCCUGGUGGAUAUGGUUCUGCCCACAAUGCUAUGAUGAAUGAACAGGUGGAACGUUCUCAUUCUCAUGGUACCCAACGGGGUCCGUACAAGGUUCUUUUGAAGCAACAGGGUGGUUGGGAAGAAAAGGAUGGAGAAGAGAAGAGGGGGCAUGCCAUACCAACCAAUGCACCACUUGGAGGAGGGCAGCAACCAAGAGCUUCUGUGGAGAAUGAUUGGGUAACAGAUUACAGAAAGGACGAAGCUUUGGAUUUGCUGAAAACAGUUUCUGGUGAAGAAGCUUCUUCACGACCCAGAGAUAAGGAGGAAGUUUCUUCUGUUCCUGUUGGCAUGAAUGUUCCUGGAAUUAUGAGCAAUACCAAGGCAGUUAAUGACAGUUUGGUAAAGAAAGAAGAAUCUGCACCUAUUUCAAGAGGUCCACAACAAUUCCCUGCUACAAAAAUAAAUCCCUCUCUGAUAGACAAAAUAGAGGGCUUAAAUACUAAAGCUCGGAUUUCUGAAGGCCGGUAUGAUGGCGGCUCUAUUUCUAGUAGAGAUGAGAAAAUGAAAAGGUCAAGGGUUGUGAGUGGUAAUGAUGACCAUUCCAUAAAUGGAGCUGUUUCUGGUUCUGCCUCUGCUGAAAAACCUUGUACCGGAAAGCCAAUUUCAUCAUCUCAAGAAUGUGGUACUUUCAUGAGAGAUAGGACCCUUGAACAGAAAACUUCCAGUAGUACAGCUGUUGCCUUUGUAGUCGGUGAAUCUCAAGUUUCAGCUGGCAAUGUAUUGAAUGCUCCUGAAGUUGGAGAAAAGAAUCAUGGUCAGAUUCACAGGAGGGUGCAUGUUGUUGAAAGUAGGCUGGACAACCAAGGUAAGGGAAGGUUUACUACUCAGGAGGGUGGGGAAUGGAAAAGCAAAACUGUUGUCACGAAAUCUUCGACUGUUAUUCCUGGUGCAAAUACUGAUGAGAUCUCUGAUGUUAAUGUGCAAGUCCUCGGUGCUCAUCAAGAAGCUCCUGAAAAGUCUGACUCAAACAUUCGUGGAAGGACGGGGGGAGAAUAUGAAACAUCCUCUUUCGAUCCAAACAAUUAUAAUGAACAGCGUGCUAAGAUGAAAGAGAUAGCAACCCAACGUGUAAAGCAGCUUCAGAAGGAAGAGGAAGAGGAAGAACAGACAAGAGAGCAGAAAGCCAAGGCACUUGCAAAAUUGGAAGAGUUGAACACGGGGGGAGAAUAUGAAACAUCCUCUUUCGAUCCAGACAAUUAUAAUGAACAGCGUGCUAAGAUGAAAGAGAUAGCAACCCAACGUGUAAAGCAGCUUCAGAAGGAAGAGGAAGAACGGACAAGAGAGCAGAAAGCCAAGGCACUUGCAAAAUUGGAAGAGUUGAACAGGCGGACACAAGCAGAGAGUUCAACACAGAAGUUAGAUUACUCUGUGCCACUGAGUUGCUCUACCCAGCAUAAGCUAGAAGGAUCCUUGUCUCAUGUAGAUACAUCCAGUUCCAGAGAAGCACCAGGAUCCUCACUUGGUGGGAAUUCCAAUGCAGUUUCUCAGGACAGUGAUAGGCUUAUUAGGGAGUCAAGCAACUUCUCCAAGAAUGUACCUUUGGAGGUUUCAGAAUGUGCACCCCAGAGCUCCAUUGAGUUACAGAACUUGUCUGUGCCAUUGCAACAGGAUGUUAAUGGUUUGGAUGCUGUUAAUCCUAAACCUGUUCUACCCUCACAAGUUCAGGAGAACAUUUCUAGCAGGCAGAAACAAAUGGACCAUGGGAAAAAGUUGAAUAUUCCUUCAGACAAAAAUUUAAAUGAAAGGCCAACUCCCACUGGAAGCACUGGGGCCUCAAGAAGUACUUUUAAUGUGGUUCCAGAUGUAAGUGCCUCAAAUGAUGAUUCUGGCACACCUAACGAUAGUACUGUUGAUGAUCCCUUGCCAUCACGGAAGAGAAAAACAAACAGGAAUGGGAAGAGCAAGCGCAAGCUGGAGGAAUCUUUACCUGGUGCUCUACCCUUGUCGAUGCCCACUGAAAAAAAUCCUGUAAAGGUUCAUGUUGACACUGCUAAAGCAAAGGCCUCUGAAGCUGUGUUAGAAGUAUCCUCAGUUCAUGUCAUGACUUCAAGGGAGUCUGCGGAGGUUCAAGAUUCUCAGUGUGUUCCAUAUGCAGACCAAGGUUGGUCCUUGUCAGCUGAAGAAGCCCACGGUAGAGCAAACAACCAAUGGAGGCCUCAAUCUCGCCGGAUGCCAAGAAGCCAACAAGCUCCUAAAUCAGCAGAUAAAUUUCAUGGUGGUGAGGCUGUUGUCUGGGCUCCUGUCCGGUCACAGAACAAGAAUGAGGCUUCAGAAGCAGCCAGCCACAGCAGAACUUCUGAGGCUAAUGGUUCCUUUACAAAGACUGGGCAGGGUAUGCAGAGCAAUAUUAUAAAAGGCAAGAGGGCUGAAAUGGAGAGAUAUGUCCCAAAGCCUGCGGCUAAAGAAAUGUUGCAGCAGUGUAGUACUGAACGAGCAUUGUCUCCCAUAAUUAAUCAAUCCGUCCCUGACGAGGCACCACAGAGAGUAGAACCUGGUUCUCAGAGUACUGGAGGUGGAUGUCCUGAUGGCUUGGCUACUGGGAAGUCAGGGACUGUCAUUGAGCAUAAGAAUGGGGGGAGCAAGCAUAAUAAGCAUGGUAAAGCUCAUGGAUCGUGGCGCCAAUGUGGUUUUACUGAACCACCUCCGCUGCAAGGCUUGCAGGAAGGAUCAUCUCUCUCUUCAGGUACUGGCAAGAAUGCUUAUAAACCCAUUGAGAAACACCAACCCCAGGAGUCUGAGGCAUCCUCACCAAAAGGGCCAGGAAAAUAUUCUGACAACUGGACUUCUAAUAAUUCCGUCUCAACUGAUCCAGCUUCAACUGAUGUGAAGGAUCACAGUGUAAUGGGGAGAGGGAAACGACAUCCACUUAAGGGGCAGAAAGGCGCAGGGCACAAUCGCAAUGUUGUUGAUCACAAAGAUUUACAUGGUGGGGGCACUGAUAAGAUUGAUACUCAAACUUCUUCCCUUGAGGCGAGCCAGCCAGAGGGAAGAGUUGUGCUGAGAGAAAGCCUUGCUGGAGAACACUCAAUGUCCCAGUGGCAACCAAAAUCUCAGCCGCAUUUUGUUCAUAACCGGCAAGGCAACAGGGGCAACGGCAGUCAAAAGGUUGCAGUUCAUGUUAGUAGGACUUCUGGAAAAGAGUGUACUCAGCAUGCUGAUGGCUGUGCAUCACAAAACGACAAGGAUCAUGGAGCUUUCCCAGACGAGCCUCAGCCUUAUCAGUUAGAGUCUUCAAAGACCGUCUGUGAAAGAUCCACCAUACGCAGUCGUGAGGCUAAGAAAGAAAGGAAGGGUGUAGUUUCAUUCAAACAGUGUGGACCAAACCAAGAUCCUGUUAACCAGCGAGAAGUAAGUCCUGCAAAUGUGGAUACCCAAAAUGACCAACAGUUUUCUUCUGGAUCACACAGGCAUGGGAACCACAAUGGUCGUUUCAGCAGGGCGCAGGAAUCUCCUCCUGCUCCUCGCAACCCAUCAGGGCAAGAUAGCAGCAAGCCACAUCGUGUGACUAAAAAUGGUGACAGGAGGCAUAAUUUGCAUUAUGAGUACCAACCAGUUGGGUCACACAACUAUAAACAGGACGACCUCUCUGGAAGGGCAGCCGAUGGUUCACGUGUCAUGGGUUCAAGAUACCGUGAGAGGGGUCAGAAUCACUCAAGGCAUGGGGCAAACUUUUCUGCCCAGAGCAGCGGCUCUGUUCGAGUUGCUGCUGGUUAUGGUAAUGGAGAGUGAAUAACAUUUCAUGUUUUCUUGUUUAAAGCCAUUUCCUCCUUCAGCUAGGUAGGUUAGUUGCUUGAUCAUGAAAGCCGCGCAGGUAUAUCCAUUGCUACAUGAUCAGUUGGGAGUAUGUUAAUUGUAAGUUUUUGACUCUUCCAUUCUAGUGUACAUGUCUGUUGAGCAUGAUUCAGGGUCAGGAGUAAAUUGGUGAGGCAUAGGUGAAAGCUGGUGAGGGUAGCCGAUGUGGUUGGAUCUUUUAUUUUUAAGAUGUAUUUCAUUUUGAACUUCUUUAAUCGUGAUGUUCAGUUUACUAUGAAAAAACUCUGGCUCUCAAAGGUGCGUCUGGAGCCGUAUUGAUGAA
This is a messenger RNA of Macadamia integrifolia, 5738 nucleotides long. RefSeq names its product protein MODIFIER OF SNC1 1-like. Gene Ontology annotation, biological process: epigenetic regulation of gene expression. The transcript is spliced from 10 exons. The record is from RefSeq and is a predicted model, not a curated record. NCBI's taxonomy places the organism in Eukaryota, Viridiplantae, Streptophyta, Magnoliopsida, Proteales, Proteaceae. Bases 299 to 5392 code for a protein of 1697 amino acids.